Messenger RNA from Postia placenta MAD-698-R-SB12, 1242 nucleotides. RefSeq lists its product as hypothetical. Lineage: Eukaryota; Fungi; Basidiomycota; Agaricomycetes; Polyporales; Adustoporiaceae. The coding region runs from base 1 to 1242 and encodes 413 amino acids. The transcript has 11 exons. The record is from RefSeq and is a predicted model, not a curated record.
AUGUACAAUGGCAUCGGCAUCCUUAGUUUCACGGAGACUGAAUUCGCGGGCUCUGGGAAUAAUUGGCCGAGGGGUCCCAGCGACGAUCACGAACGACAAUUUCAUAAGCUAUGGAAGUGGAGCUUGAGCUUGUACUCCACAUGCCUGCGUCACAUUCGCCGGUACAUAAAGGCACAUUGCCAUUUCUGUCCCGAAUAUACGAAGGACGAAGACGAUGCGUGGGGGAAUGUAGAAUGCCAUUCGGCUUGUCAUGAUACAUGCCCCACAUGCACCAUCGACGAGGGCCUUCAUUUAGCAACAUUUGGUGGACGCGUUAACGGUGAUGUAGGCUUCCGCGCGCUGAGACACAAGAUCCGAGAUGGCCGCACGAUCGGAGGUAUUGGGGUAGACGGGCACAACCGAAGAUCAAGAAGAGAAAGCGAAGCGGUGUAUGGCCGGAUCUGGGGUGGCACCGGCAGUCACGACACAUGGGCCAUUGACGUGGGUGAUCGAGCUCCUGGAGACAGCUCAAACAUUGAAGAGGAAGAGAAGACGACCGUUGGGCGAAGGACAGUCGGGAAUGCACGUCUCCGACGAUGGGACGUCGACGUAGCUCAAGGCAGACUGUUGUCAUCAUCAUGGUAUUUGAAACCAGGGUCGUACGGCGCCGCCUCGGACGAGACCAGCAAGAGCACGUUCGACCAUUACCCGUCAGGAGAGAUAGAUGUGCUUUAUCAGCCAGGGGAGCGUAUGGCAAUGUUCGAUAGAACAGGGAGUGCAAGCGGGCUACCACAACAUGCCGACAUAGCCAGAUAUAGGCCAGGAAAAGCCCGGCGACGAUCGCGCGCGACCCUGAACUUCGCCCCCGAAGCCUGGGGGUUCCAGAGCACGCACCGGGCGUUAGCACGCAGGGCUGAGAUUAGGACCAAAUUGGGACAGGGAGCAACGUCGGCCGUCCGGGAGCAUGCGACUCAGAUGACCACGCAGUACAAUCGCCUCCUCCAUGCGGGCGAAACGCGUGGUAUUCGUACGAUCGCCAGUUGCGAAGACGAGCAGCAGGUCCUUCCGGGUCCUGAAAGUGAGGUCAAGGCGGCAAUCUUGGUGUCUAGCCGCUGGGGAGAACGAGCAAAUGGUUACUCCCUGCGGAAUGAUAGAAGCUCACAUCUGACUGGGAAGGAAUGGAAGUGGGCACUGCAAUGCGGCGUUGGUGAUGGGAUGAAUGGACUACCUGUGUACGAGGGACAAUACAUAUCAUACGCGUGA